CCAUCGAUUCGAUGGACCCGUCAAUUACUUAAUAGUAAUCAAAACGCCUUUGCUUCCAUUACAACCCUCUCCCUCUCAUCUCUCUACUUCUCCUCUCUCUCUCUCUCUCUCUCUCUGAAAAAUAGAGAGAGUCCCGAAAAUGCAGUUCCAGAGAAGGAAUCAAUGGAUCAACAUCAAGGCUCUGUUCUUGGCUGCCCUGUUGUUCUGUCUCUUCACCUCCUCCUCCUCAGCUCUCAAGAUCGGGGAGACAUGUUCCUCAGACAGCUCGUGCGACGCGGGGCUGCGGUGUGAGACCUGCGCCUUGAAUGGCAACACCAGGCCGAGAUGUACCCGGAUCCAGCCCGUGGCUCCCACCUCCAAGGUCAACGGGUUGCCGUUCAACAAGUAUUCAUGGCUGACGACGCAUAACUCGUUCGCUCUGUCGGGAUCGAAGUCGCAAACCGGAUCGACGAUCGUCACUCCGACCAAUCAAGAAGACAACGUUACCAGUCAACUCAACAAUGGAGUCCGAGGGCUUAUGCUCGACAUGUACGACUUUGAGAAUGACAUAUGGUUGUGCCACUCGUUCCAGGGAAAAUGCUACGACUUCACCGCUUUCCAACCGGCAGUCGAUGUGCUCAAGGAGAUCGAAUCCUUCCUUGCAUCAAAUCCAACGGAGAUCGUCACUAUCUUCAUCGAGGACUAUGUGACGUCCACACAGGGGCUCACCAAGGUAUUCAACUCCUCAGGCCUGAACAAAUAUUGGUUUCCAGUGAGCCAGAUGCCCAAAAAUGGCGGGGAUUGGCCGACAGUGGAUGAUAUGGUGAAGAACAACCAGCGGCUCGUGGUAUUCACGUCCAAGUCGUCGAAAGAGGCCAGUGAAGGGAUUGCUUAUCAGUGGUCUUACGUGGUCGAAAAUCAAUACGGGGAUGGAGGAAUGGCGGUCGGUUCAUGCCCAAACCGAGCUGAAUCUUCUCCCAUGAACACUAGCUCGAUAUCGCUUGUCCUGGAGAACUACUUCCCUGACAAUCCCAAUAUUACAGAGGCUUGUUCCGACAAUUCAGCUUCACUGACCACCAUGAUGACCACUUGCUAUGAAGCUGCCGGUAAAAGGUGGCCCAACUUCAUUGCUGUCGAUUUUUACCAGAGGAGUGAUGGAGGUGGAGCCCCAGUAGCGGUUGAUGAAGCAAACGGGCACUUGACUUGCGGAUGUGACAAUAUCGCCUACUGCCGGGCUAAUGCUACGGUCGGGACAUGUGAUGUACCUAAGCUUGCGCCUCCCCCACCAGCUGCACUGUCCUCCGAUUCUCCCGGUUCCACUGGAGGAAGCUCGCAGACACCUGAGUCCAGCUCUUCUCUUCUUGAGAGCCGACCGGUUCCAUUCCAGUUUCUGGUCCCAGCAAUUUUGAUUGUUGCACAGCUACUACGAUCAUAAUUUUUCAGUUAUAUACACUUUAAGAGGAGAUCGGCGGUCCCAUUUCGCAUCACUUUGUCGCAAGUAUAUGUUGAGAGUAAUUUUAGUCAGUAAACAUUAGAGGGAUGACAGUGAACAAUUUGGUAUUAUUACCAUUCAUUCAUUGAUGAGCUGAGGGCUGUAAAUAUAAUUGAUUUAUUAAUACUAUUAAUUAGGGCCUCCAUAAUAAU
Molecule: messenger RNA, 1623 nt
Organism: Punica granatum (pomegranate)
Lineage: Eukaryota; Viridiplantae; Streptophyta; Magnoliopsida; Myrtales; Lythraceae
Source: RefSeq, a predicted model, not a curated record